Cotesia congregata is the source of this 1260-nucleotide messenger RNA. The record is from the annotation of a GenBank genome assembly. Lineage: Eukaryota; Metazoa; Arthropoda; Insecta; Hymenoptera; Braconidae.
AUGUUAGGCGAAACUUGUGUAUCACCAUUUGAUUGCCACAAAGUCAAUUUUGCGACGUGUUCAGAAAAUAAAAAGUGCGAGUGUAUCGAAAAUUUUGUCGCAGAUGGUAAUUCAAAAUGCUUAUUAUCUCCGGUCAAUGAUGAUUGCAUGAAUGACGAUGAUUGCUUAGGUGAGUUAUCGUGUAUUAAUUCUCAAUGCAAAUGUCAAGUAAAUUUUCAAUUAACAGUCGAUAAUCAAUGUAUAGAAAAUUUUCUCAAGUUUUUCUGUCAAUCGGAUCGAGAUUGUGAUAAGGUGCGUCAUGCAAAAUGCUCGAACACUAACAAAUGCGUAUGUCGAUUGAAAAAUAUCCUAGUAAAUUCCACAAUCUGUAUGCCAAUGAUUGGCGCAUUUUGUUGGAAAGACGAACCUUGUGCUAUCGAAAAUUCUGCUUGCAUCAAUAGUACUUGUCAAUGCAAACCAGGGUUUAAGUAUUUUUCCGAAAACGAUGUUUGUUUGAACGGGAUGUCUUGUAAAGACCAUCAAGACUGCAGAAGUCUACAUUAUACCGAGUGUUCAUCAUUCCAUAAGUGUGUUUGUUUAUUAACAGCAAAGAAAGUCAAUGUUACAACAUGUCUGUCGAGACUGAAUAAUUAUUGCGCGCAUGAUAAGGACUGUGCCGAUCCUCAUUCAGUUUGCAUUGCUAAUAAAUGUGAAUGCAGGCUGAAUUAUAUUAGUAUCGAUGAUAAUAAAUGUGAAUUAAUAACAUUUGGAAGAAAAUGUGAAGGUGAUUCCGAUUGUCGAGACCCAUUCAGUGAAUUAUGUUCCGCAAAUCAAAUUUGCGUCUGUAAACCACAUCAUAUUGCAGUAUUUGAAGCCAUUUGUAAGCCCGUCCUGAACGGAAUUUGUUUUAGUCAGGAAGACUGUGAAGUAAAAAAUUCUGAAUGUUCUUUUGGUUAUUGUCAGUGCAAAUCAGGGUUUGCACCUUUAUCACAGAAUUUAUGCUUAAAAGAGGAAUUACUUGAUUCAUGUGGACCAGAUAAAAGUUGUGAAACUUCAGGCAAGAAGCAAUGCUUCGAAAGUAGAAAAUGCAUUUGCGAAAAUAAGUCCUUUACUCAGAAUCCAUCGAUGAAAUCUGACUGUACGCCGUUAAUAGGCGGAUUUUGUUACGACUCAAAUGAAUGUAAAAUCGGCAAUUCUAAAUGUAUUGAUAAUAAAUGUCAAUGCAAUCCCUCUUCUACUUUUGCAGCUGACAAUUUAUGUAUCCUUAAGAACUCAUCAUAA